GAAUUUUGAAUUAACAAUUGAAAUCUCUAACAAUCACUGGUCCAUCCACUUCUCUAACAUCCUUAUAUAAAUUCCCCACUUCAUCCCUAACCUUCAUCACUCCCCUCUGCAACACCUCUGUUUUCAAAUACCAAUUCCUUCCUCCAUUUCUUUGUAAAUUUCACCCACAAGAACCAGCAGCCAUGUCUAAGGAUCUCGAAGCCGGAGGAUUCGCGGCCAAGGACUACCAAGACCCACCUCCUGCCCCAUUGAUCGACGCCGAAGAGUUCACUCAAUGGUCUUUUUACAGAGCCAUCAUCGCCGAGUUCGUUGCCACACUUUUGUUCUUGUACGUCACUGUUCUCACUGUCAUUGGCUACAGUAGCCAAUCCGACACCAAAAACGGCGGCCAAAUCUGCGGCGGCGUCGGCAUUCUCGGCAUUGCUUGGGCAUUCGGUGGCAUGAUCUUCGUCCUCGUUUACUGCACUGCUGGAAUUUCCGGAGGGCAUAUUAACCCGGCGGUGACUUUUGGGUUGUUCUUGGCUCGGAAAGUGUCUCUAGUUAGAGCAAUUCUUUACAUGGUGGCUCAAUGUUUGGGCGCCAUUUGUGGGUGUGCGUUGGUGAAAUCGUUCCAGAAGGCUCAUUACAAUGAGUACGGUGGUGGAGCCAAUUCUCUCGCCGAUGGGUACAGCACCGGCACGGGCUUAGCCGCAGAGAUCAUCGGAACUUUCGUUCUUGUUUACACUGUCUUCUCCGCCACUGAUCCCAAGAGAAAUGCUAGAGAUUCUCACGUUCCUGUUUUGGCUCCACUCCCAAUUGGGUUCGCGGUGUUCAUGGUUCAUUUAGCCACCAUUCCGAUCACGGGCACUGGCAUCAACCCAGCUCGAAGCUUUGGAGCUGCCGUGGUCUUUAACAAAGACAAGCCCUGGGAUGACCAGUGGAUUUUUUGGGUUGGGCCGUUCAUUGGAGCUGCCAUUGCUGCAAUUUAUCAUCAAAUCGUAUUGAGGGCAGGGGCAGUUAAAGCUCUGGGAUCGUUCAGAAGUUCCACUGCUGUAUGAAUCUAAUUCAAAUCUCCAUUUGUGAAGUAUUUGGGGACAAAAGAAUGUGAAUGUUGUUUAGCAAAAAUCCCAAAGGCACUGGUUUUUAAGUGUGCCUUCUAUCCUUCCAUUUGCUCUGUUUUCUUUUGCUUUUUUUCCCCUGUUUUUCGCCCCCAAGUUGUGUAAUAUUGGGCUCUGUUUUAAUGCAAAGUUUGAUCCAACCAAGUGGGUCAGUGUUUAUGCUUAAUCAUAUAAUGUGCCAUUUUUAAA
This is a messenger RNA of Benincasa hispida (wax gourd), 1286 nucleotides long. Its product is annotated as aquaporin PIP2-2-like. Gene Ontology annotation, molecular function: channel activity. Gene Ontology annotation, cellular component: membrane. Gene Ontology annotation, biological process: transmembrane transport. The record is from RefSeq and is a predicted model, not a curated record. Lineage: Eukaryota; Viridiplantae; Streptophyta; Magnoliopsida; Cucurbitales; Cucurbitaceae.